AUGAAUUAAUCAACCAAAAACUUGAAGAAAUCUGUAAUUUAAGAUCAAAAAGUAGAUGACAAUCAAUAAAGAAAGAAAAAUUAAGAGAACUUGAAGAUUCCUCUCAAUUUAUAUCGCUCCUAUACAAGAAUUACAUAACAAUCACUUUUAGAGGAGAUUGCUCCCAUGAUGUCUUAAAUUGAAUUUCUAAAAAAGAACUGCCCUGAAGGAACGAAAAUAGAAGAAUUUGCUGCUCAGGCUUGUUCAUAUUUCAAAUAUGAAUAAUUUAGCAAAGGACAAAUUGUUUUUAAUUAUGGGGAAUAUGGAGACAAAGUUUAUUUAAUAUUACUUGGAGAGGUUGGAGUCUUCAUAUCAAAGUCAUAGGAAGAAAUUGCAAAUGAUCGAGAUGUAAUUGAAACCUAUAAAAGUAACAUGAACCCAUUUGAAGAAGAAGUAUUAGAUUAUGAAGCUUUAUUUAAAAAGAAAAAAAGGCCUCAAGACCUUUAAAUGGAAUUACUAUUAGCUUCUUAAAGGAAUCCAUUCGAAAUCAAUAAUAUGUAUUUCAAAGAUGGAAUUUGUCUUUAUAAAAAAGUCUUUUAAUUUUACUCAGGUUAAGCCUUCGGUGAUAUGGCAUUAUCUUCUGAUAAACCACGUACUGCAAGCAUUUUAGUUUUAUCUGAUGAACUUCAUGUUUUAACUAUGAAUAGACAAGAUUUUAAAAGCGUUGGAGAAAGAUCUAUCAAGGAAAAGAAUCAAACUUUUGAAUACUUUUUAAUAAAUUUAUUGUUACCAAGUUUAUUUAAUAUUUUUAAAAAAUUGAAUUUGCCCCAUAAACCAUUUUUAUGGAAGGAGGGAGAUGAACCUAAAUUCUUUUUAUUGAUUGUUAGAGGAAGAGUCGAAAUUUAUAGAUCUUACGAUGAAGAUACUUUGCAUGGCAAGAUUAAAGAACCCUCUAUAUUCUAAUCAAAAAUAAAACCUAAAAAAAAAGUUACUCUUUCUUAACUUUCCGAUAACUCUUUUGUCGGAGAAGCAGAACUCAUAGACAACAACCCUGUGAGACUCUAUUCUUGUAUGACUUCUGAUAAUACUCUUGCUUAUUAUAUGGAAAGAAAAAUCAUCCUGAUUUUCUUAAAAUUUUAAAAGAGAAGUCUUUUGUAAUAAAGUCUUACUUAUAAAGAAGGGAGAAGUACCUAUUCGAAAACAUUCCAAAAACGACUAGCUGACGAAUUGGAAAAAUUACAGUAUCCUGAUUCUACCAAUACUGAAAGAGUCACAAUAGACGAAUUGUAUAGAGACACUAGCACACUUAACUCUAAGAUUCUGAGAUCUCAAUAGAAAGGAAUGUUCACAACUACUGAUAUUGUCAAUUCCAAUAAUUUAAUUAGUACAGAAGAUUACUCCAUAGACUGA
Molecule: messenger RNA, 1389 nt
Organism: Paramecium tetraurelia
Lineage: Eukaryota; Ciliophora; Oligohymenophorea; Peniculida; Parameciidae
Exons: 3
Source: RefSeq, a predicted model, not a curated record